Penicillium salamii is the source of this 1143-nucleotide messenger RNA. The record is from the annotation of a GenBank genome assembly. Lineage: Eukaryota; Fungi; Ascomycota; Eurotiomycetes; Eurotiales; Aspergillaceae.
AUGCCGUGGGUCCAUAACCUGCAAGAUAGUGACUCCCACCGUGGUAUUCGACGAGUCAUUACAACAUGCGUGGUUCUUCCAACGAUUGCUCUUCUGGCAGUGUGUCUGCGCCUCGGAAUUCGAAUGAAUAGAAAACGGACUCUGUGGGUGGAUGAUUAUGCGGCGCUUAUCAGUGUGCUGUUGACGUGGACAUAUGCCGGGAUCUCGCUUGCACAAACGCGAUGGGGGCUCGGAUUGAAGAUGGAUCAUUUCCCGAGGGAAAAUGUGGUCGCUUUCAGCAAGGUUCAAUGGAUGGGGGGUCCGGUAUACACGCUCAACCUUCUGGCAUUCAAGGUCUCCCUGCUUGCCUCCUAUUAUCGAAUUGGAGGCUUUGUGGCUCUUUACAGGACUAUCAUUGUCAUUGCGAUUGCAAUAUGUGUGGUCACUCAACUGAUUUACACAUUUAUCAUAUGUCUCGCUUGCCAGCCAAUCGCGAGGCAGUGGGAUAUGUCCGUUGAAGGCAAAUGUAUCGAUACGGUUUCCUUCUAUUAUGCAAUUGCUGGAACAAAUCUCGCUUUUGAUAUUGCAAUAUUCAUUCUUCCUAUGCCAGUGUUGUGGAAACUCCAACUUCGACAAAAAGAAAAAAUCGUUCUGACGGGUCUUUUUGCUCUUGGGUUCUUCGUCACCAUUAUUCAAAUUGCGCGAAUCUUCCAAGUCAAAAAUUUGAAAGUUGUGACGGAUAGUGAGAAACUCAUUAUCUGGUCUGUCAUCGAAGUUAGCCUUGGGGUAUACCACUUCCACUCUAGCAGACUCGAUCAAAUACUGACGUUAAACAUCUCGAUCCAGGCAAUAAUUACAUGCAUCCCAACAUUUGGUCCUUUGUUCAAAAGUUUUGCAAGAACUGUCUCGUCGCAUCGCCAAAAUGGGACCGGACCUUCCUAUCCCCUCAACUCGAUGACCGGGGGCGUUUUCCAGAGCAAGAAUUCAGGCACCAACACAUCUGCCAUCUUUGGAUCUCGAACUGAGAAUACUGGAACAACGGUUCAUUCUGGAAGAGAAGGUGUCCAAUUGUCCCAUGGCACCGGAAGUCAGGAGCAUAUCCUUGGUGGGGAAGAGAGGACAAGAAUAUACAGGACAGUGGACUUCACCGUGGAGAAGAACUAG